CGCGCACGCAUGGCGAAUUCCGCGGGGCUGGCGUUGUGCGGCCGGGCGCUGGUGGUGCGGGGCGGCAGCCGCUUCCUGGCCACCUCCACCGCGGGCAGUGAUGAGGACAGUGUCUUCAUGUAUGAUUGCAGUACUGCAGAAGAGAAAGCACAGGAAAGUAAAGGAGAGGACGGACAGCCUGUGGACAGAGGGAGUGACACGAUUCUGGCGUCCACCUUCUCCACGUCUGGCAGCUAUUUUGCUUUAACUGAUGACAGUAAGCGUCUGAUUCUUUUCCGUACAAAACCAUGGCAAUGUCUGAGUGUCAGGGCCGUGGUGCGGAGGUGCACGGCGCUCACCUUCUCAGCCUCCGAGGAGCGCGUCUUGGUAGCUGACAAGUCUGGAGACGUCUACUCCUUCUCGGUGCUGGAGCCCGAGGGACCGGGCAGGCUGGAGCUUGGGCACCUGUCCAUGCUGCUGGACGUGGCUGUGAGUCCAGACGACCGCUUUGUGCUCACUGCAGACCGAGACGAAAAGAUCCGGGUCAGCUGGGCUGCUGCGCCGCACAACAUCGAGGCCUUCUGUCUGGGGCACGCGGAGUUUGUGAGCCGCAUCUUUGUGGUCCCUGGUCACCCCGAGCUGCUCCUGUCCUCCUCCGGGGACGGCACCCUGAGGCUGUGGGAGUACAGGAGUGGCCGCCAGCUGCACUGCUGCGACCUGGCCGGCCUGCGGGCGCCAGCAGAGCCCAAGGACCACAAGGGCCUUGCUGCGUCCAGGAUCACGUUCUGGGGCCAGGAGAGCUGCGUGGCGGCUCUGUGUGACUGCGUCCCUGCGGUGUUCGUGUUCGGGCUGGACGCUGACGGCCGGCGGCUGGUGUUCCGACAGCAGCUCACCUUCCCGCGGCGGGUGUGGGACGUGGCGUUUGAGGACGCGCAGGGGCUGUGGGUGCUGCAGGACUGCCGCGAGGCCCCGCUCGAGCUCUGGAGGCCCGUGGAGGGCCGGUGGCAGCCCGCCUGUGACAGCGCCGCGGCCCGCAGGCUCUGCAGCCGGCUCCGCGGGGACUGGGCCAUGCUGGAAGGCUCUGCGGGCGCCGAGGACAGCUUCCGCAGCCUCUACAAGGCCACCUUCGACAACAUGUCCUCCUACCUGAGGAGGAAGGAGGAGCGGCUGCGGCAGCGGCUGGGGAAGAAGCGGCCGCGGAGCCCCACGCCGGGGCCCCCCACGCCGGGGCCCCCCGCCCUCACCUGCUGACUGCCGGCCCAGCGCGCCCGCCCGCCCGCGCCUGUCCUCGCCGGGAUAGCGCUCCACCUCAGCACAACUCCUCUCCAGCCUCUAGAACAUUCUGCCCCACCGGAUGCAGCUCCUGGGGUGUGGCCGUCGCGGUGAACACCCCAUUCUCACGCGGCGGGCUGCCACUCCUCCUGCCCCGCCCCGCCCCGCCCCGGCCAUGGCCCCGGGCCCCGGGCUCUGCAGGCACGCGAGCCGCUCCGCUCCACGCGGCCCCCACGACCCCAUCCCCGGCAGCUGGGGCCGCAGAGCCCCGGGACCUGCCCCGGGACAGGACGACGCCCCGCCGGCCCCCAGCCCACGGGCGGGCGCGGUGACCCGCCGUGACCUCGCAGGCCGCGGGCUGUCAUCCGGAGCCAAUCAUGAUCUGUAAAGGCAGGAUUUGCACAGCCUUCCAGAAUGUUCAGCAGCACACCAGAAGCUUGUCUCCAGGCUGGGAUGUGGCUGCUCUUGGGAAGGUGCUGGGCCCUGGGGCUGGGCCACACUGGCUCUUUGGGGUUUUGGGUUUUUUUUUUGCCAGUCCUGGGGCUUGAACUCGAGGCCUGGGUGCAGCCCCUAAGCUCCUUUAGCUCACGGCUAGCGCUCUGUCACGUGAGCCACUGCGCCACUUGUGGCUUUUUCUGAGUAUUUUAGUGGAGAUAGAGAGCCUCGUGGCCUUUCUUGCCCUGGCUGGCCUUGAACCGCGAUCCUCCUCGGAUCUCAGCCUCCUGAGUAGCUGGGAUUAUACGUGUGAGCCACUGGCCCCGCUCACACCGUUCUCUUGUGAUUCUGUGCGCAGCACAGUAGGCGCGGUGUGCCCUGUGACUUGCCUCCCAGCCGUGCGGUCCUGCCCCCUCCGCGGCUGCCCCCUCCGCUCCCCCAAGUGCCUUGCCUUUCCGCCACGGUUAGUCUGGAGACAGCACUGUGCGUCCUGUGACUCACCUCCGGGGACGGCCGGGCCUCGCAGGGAAAGGGGCUGCUGGGUUUCUUUGGAGAAAUCCGCUCUUCCGCCGUGGCCGCCUCUUCCCCAGGCCGGGCCGGGCCGGUCUCCCCCACUGCUGGGCGCCGGGGCGGCCCGGGGACUGAGGGGACUGCGGGGACUGCUGUCUUCCCAGAGCUUGCGCCAAGCUCUUCCUUUGUACCACGCUAGUACAGGCUUGCCCUCGGAGCGCUCGCUUUGCUGGUUGCUCACGACUGGCGGCUCUACUGCUCGAGCCAUGCUUCCAGCGGGCAUUUGGCUGGCUAACGGGAGGUGGAGUCUUGCCAACUUUUUUGCCUAGGCUGGAUUUGAACCUCAGUCUUUCAGAGCUCAGCCUUCUGAGUAAUAAGGAUUCCAGAUAUGUCAUUGAUGUCUGAUUCCUAUCACCAGUCAUAUGUCCAUGUGACAGACCCAGCGUCAGUGAGCAGUUCCUUUCCAGAGACUCCCCCUGCAGACCCUGCCCCGUCCCUGUCCCCAGAGCCUGCCCCGC
This is a messenger RNA of Perognathus longimembris pacificus (Pacific pocket mouse), 2714 nucleotides long. RefSeq names its product WD repeat domain 4 (gene Wdr4). Gene Ontology annotation, cellular component: tRNA methyltransferase complex; nucleus; cytosol. NCBI's taxonomy places the organism in Eukaryota, Metazoa, Chordata, Mammalia, Rodentia, Heteromyidae. The transcript is spliced from 11 exons. Gene Ontology annotation, biological process: RNA (guanine-N7)-methylation. The record is from RefSeq and is a predicted model, not a curated record. Gene Ontology annotation, molecular function: protein binding; tRNA (guanine(46)-N7)-methyltransferase activity. The coding region runs from base 10 to 1230 and encodes 406 amino acids.